This is a messenger RNA of Oryzias melastigma (Indian medaka), 3187 nucleotides long. RefSeq names its product fibroleukin. The record is from RefSeq and is a predicted model, not a curated record. The transcript is spliced from 6 exons. NCBI's taxonomy places the organism in Eukaryota, Metazoa, Chordata, Actinopteri, Beloniformes, Adrianichthyidae. The coding region runs from base 653 to 1912 and encodes 419 amino acids.
UAUUAUAUAAUAACACAUCAGAAAAAGCAUUUUGAAGUUCGUAUUAUUUUAAAUUAUUAACCAACUCCUCCUUGGGAGUGUUCUCUUUGCAGGACGGUGAUGAUCACUCUGGUGUUUAUGGAAGAACUCCAUCACUUUAAGAAUCUGGACUCCUCCUGACUUUAGUGGAUAUCAGUCCAUGAAAACUGCAACAAAUGUGUUAUUAAAAGAGGCCACGUUUUCUAAAGGAGUUAAAGAGUCAAAGAGUUGGAAAAGGAGAGGUGGACGUCGUAUGAGAUGUGUUUAAGCCAGAGUCUGGUUAUUUCUGUGCAAACAUGCAUCGGUGUGGUUGUGUGGGAGUGUAGAGAAUGAGAUGAGUUGAGGAGAUGGGGAGACGGUGUGUGUGUCGGUGUGUGUGCUGGGGGUGGGUGCAUUAGUCCGUGUCAGACAGCAAAGAGUGCCGCAUUUAUCUAGGAAUCUGAGCCAAAGCAGCCUCACUAACGGACUGAGCCGGGCAAAGAGGACAACCAGCAGAACAAGAGGAAAGAGAAGAGCGAACGCAAGCCACACAAGGUCAGGAGUGCAGAAGUUUAGACAAAAAAGGACACGCUGGCGGAGCGUUUUUAAAGAAAAGUGCCAAAAGCAAGAACAAAGUCUCCUUUUGAAGUUUGAAAUGAAGCAAGGUUCAAGAUUUGUCAGCAUGCUUCCUUUGCUGUCUGUGUGUUUGGGAGUGCUGCCCUCCUCAGAUGCGUCUCCAGCCUGCACAGAGGAGCCCUGCAGGGACAGUCUGGUGGCUGCCCCCAUCCCAGCGGGGUCCGGAGCAAAGGUGAGGGCUGAGGCGGAGAGCAGAACCGGGACAGGUGCAUGCAGGACGGGGUUCUCCCUCCCCGCCAUCGCGGAUAUUCCUCGAAGGAUGGAGCACAGACACGCUCAGCCCAACACCGCCGGACUCAAAGAGCGCCUGACUCAGCUGCAGCUCUGCAUGCGCAACCUCCAGGAAUCAGGGGACCGCUGGAGUCCUGGAAGCCAGGACGGGGACUCUCUGGGGGCCAUCCUGGCAUUGAUGGCCGCCGUGCUGACAGAGUGUGACCUACACUGUCACAGCCAAACGCUGGGAGCAAUGGCCAGGCGCCUGGAACUCGCCGCGGCGAGCAGAGAGGGCGAGAAGGACCUGCUGCUCUUUCUCAAAAGCAUCACACAAAACCCGCCCACAGUUCCCCCCCUGGAAAGAGUACAUCCCCGCGACUGUGCCGAUAUUUAUAGGCUUGGGAUCAGAGAGAAUGGAAUCUACACAAUCCAGCCGGAUCUGCACAGCCCGGCUCUGGAGGCUAAAUGUGACAUGGAGGCGGCGGGCGGCGGCUGGACGGUGAUCCAGAAUCGACAGGAUGGCUCAGUGGACUUCAACAGGACGUGGCAGGAGUAUCGGGACGGCUUUGGCAGCGUGCAGGCGGAGCACUGGCUGGGUAAUGCGGCCGUGCAUGCCCUCACCUCCGCCGGCCAACACCAACUCCGCAUCGAGCUGGAGGACUGGCACCAGCAGGAGCGCCAGGCCACCUACAGCAAGUUCAAAGUGGCCUCAGAGGCACAGAGGUUUCGUCUGACAGCUCAAGAAUACAGCGGCGACGCAGGCAACGCGCUGAGCUACAGUAAACGAUACAACCACGACGGCCGGCUCUUCAGCACCCCUGAUGAAGACCACGACCGCUACGGCUCUGGAAACUGCGCCCAGUACUAUGGCGCGGGGUGGUGGUUUGACGCCUGCCUGGCCGCCAACCUGAACGGCCGGUAUUACCGCGGACGUUACAGCGGCGUGACCAACGGCAUCUACUGGGGGACAUGGUACAUCCUGACCGACGGGCGGACCGGAGAACGCUACUCCUUCAAGAGGGUGGAGAUGAAGACCAGACCAAAGAGCUUCACGGGAACAAGAUGAAAAAACGUUAAACACAGAUGGACAUUUUAAAUUGGUAGAUGAAUUGAUUAGAACGUUAUUUCAAUAAACUUUAGUGUCAUUUAAAGAUCCUCUCAAACGGCAGUUAUGGGAUUAAAUAACUCUAAAUACUGAACUUCUUCUUGUCACAAUAGCUGGUUCCGUGUGCAGCAGGUUUAUUAGUUCAGACAGGAACUAAUCACAGCUGAAAGUCCAUAACACUAAAUCAGAGUCAGACAGACAGACGUCAAUCACAGGCAUCCAUGAAGAGAGUAGAGAUGUCAGGGUCCAGGUGAGGGUCAGGGCAGGCGGCAAUCAGAGAUAAAGCAGAAGAUCAGGUCCAGAUAGAAAUGCUCAGUAAUGCAGACAAACACAAACAAUACUUCACACUGAGUCGGGCUCUGAGCAGUGCUGAAGUGUCCUGUGAGUGAUUGUCAAAUGUGAGACAGCUGAGCACUAUCCAGGAACUGUGUGCUGGGGUUGCUGGGAGAUGUAGUGCGUUGAGUACUCUGGAGACAUCUCCCGCCGGUGACCAGAGGGGGAGACAGAGCUCUGACUCCUGACAAUUCUGCUAGAUCUUAUUUUUCUCUCCAGAGGGGUUAAAAUGAGACAAAUGGAGCAACUGAUAACCAACAGCAGAAUACUUUUUCUGACAGCAUUUGAAGAAGUCUAACUCACUGUGACGUAAAGGUCAGUCAGGGAUCGUUGGAGGAUUGUUAACAAUUGCAAAUAGAGAUUUAUUCAGACAUGAGUUUUACUCUUCUGGGUUUUGUUAUGAAGCCUUCUCCAAUCAUUUCAGAGUCCAUUACACUCCAGUUGUUGAUCUCCUGGCUGUUGCCCAUUCGCAGGGAUUGACACAGCCUGAGGGAUUUGGAAUGAAGGCUGUGCUGGAUGUCCUUCCAAUUUUGUGACUGUACUCAACCCGUCGCCUACUACAGUAUACUGAGCUGCAACAACCUGCAGUUUCCCAAAGACUUCACAGUUCAAGGUGUACAGAAACGUCACUCCAGUUAUUAAAAAAAGUAGUUAUUUUACAGGAGUUUCUGAUUAAGUAAACAUGCAACGCUCAGAGAAAGUGAUAAAAAAACAUACACAGUAUUUUAACAUCACAACACAGUACUUUAGGAUCAUAACACAACACUUUAGGGUCACAACAUUUAAGGGUCACAACACUUUAGGGUCAACAUUUAAGGGUCACAACAUUUAAGGGUCACAACACUUUAGGGUCAACAUUUAAGGGUCACAACACUUUAGGGUCAUAACACAUUAGGGUCACGA